This is a messenger RNA of Raphanus sativus (radish), 474 nucleotides long. RefSeq lists its product as uncharacterized. The record is from RefSeq and is a predicted model, not a curated record. NCBI's taxonomy places the organism in Eukaryota, Viridiplantae, Streptophyta, Magnoliopsida, Brassicales, Brassicaceae. Bases 1 to 474 code for a protein of 157 amino acids. The transcript is spliced from 2 exons.
AUGAUUACCGGGAAAGUUUUCAAUUCCAGCAGAACUUGGAACUUGAUUAGAGUGAAAAAAGAUAGAGUUCAUUGGAGUAAAGUAGUAUGGUUUGCUCAGGGUGUUCCAAGGCAAGCUUUCAUCACUUGGCUUGCUAUGAAGGAUCGGUUAUCAACUGGGAGAAGGAUGAGGCAGUGGGGAGUAGAGCAGGGCUGUGAAUUAUGUGGAGAAAGGGAUGAAACAAGAGAGCACUUAUUCUUUGCAUGUCCCUACUCGUACACAGUAUGGGAAGCUUUGGCAAAAGGACUCUUGGGUCGAGGCAUAAAUCCGGAUUGGGACUGGACAGUUCAGCAUUUGAGUGACUACCAUCUAUCAUAUAUGGAGAGAGAGGAAUGGAAGGAGACAUCAAAACCCAAGAACAACUGUAGAGCAAAUGAAGAGAAGAGUAGAAAAGGCUGUGAGGACAAGGAUUGUGUCUUUGAAGUAUACUCAUGA